AAAACCCGCUAGAAGGAGGGGUCGAACCUCCGACCUUGUGGUUAACAGCCACACGCUCUAACCAACUGAGCUAUUCCAGCUUGCUUGAUUCUUACAGUACAAUCACCGAUAUAUACUCAUCAUUACAAAACUCGGAAGCAAACUGAAUAUGUCGGAAUGUGGUCUGAAACCAGACUCUGAUCGAUCACUGCUUCAAUGUUGAGGAAAACUCUAACAUCAAUCCAACGAAGAAGACAACACUUCUCAUCGUCUUCUUCUUCUUCUCAAGAAAGUGAAUCCCUUUACUCAUUCCUGAAACCAUCUCUCUUCUCCCACAAACCAAUCACCCUCACUCCCUCCUUAUCACCGCCUCCUCAACCCUCCAAAGCCCUAACCCACGACCAAAAAGCCUCCCUCGAAUCCACCCUCCACCUCUCCUUAUCCACCCUCAACACCGACGAAGCAUGGAAGUCCUUCAGAUCCCUCGUCGCCGCUUCUUCCCUCCCGGACAAGCCUCUCCUCAACUCCCUCAUCACUCACUUAUCCGAAUCAACCACCUCCCCGCACAGACUCAAACGCGCCUUCGCUUCCGCUGCUUACGUCAUCGAGAAAGAUCCAAUCUUGCUCGACUUCGACACUCUCCUCACGCUUCUCCAGUCCAUGAAGAUAGCCAAAGCUGCUUCCCCUGCGUUGGCGUUGGUCAAGUGUAUGUUCAAAAACAGGUUCUUUGUCCCCUUUGAUCUCUGGGGAGGUUUGGUUAUCGACAUCUGCCGAGAAAGUGGAACCUUGUCUUCGUUUCUUAAAGUGUUUAAGGAGAGCUGUAGAGUUGCAAUCGAUGAGAAGCUUGAUUACAUGAAACCUGGUUUGGAAGCGUGUAACGCGGCUCUUGAAGCGUGUUGUAGGCAGAUGGAGUCUCUAACCGAUGCUGAGAGUGUGAUUGAGUUGAUGGCUGUGAUUGGUGUGAAGCCUGACGAGUCCACCUUUGGGUUUCUUGCUUACUUGUAUGCAAGAAAAGGGCUUAAGGAGAAGAUAAAGGAGGUUGAGAGUUUGAUGGAUGGUUUUGGUUUUGCUAAUAAGAGAAUCCUUUAUUCGAAUAUGAUUAGCGGUUAUGUUAAGGUUGGUGAUUUAGAUAGUGUUUCUGAUGUUAUACUCCAUAGUCUUCAAGGAGAUUGUAGCUUCUGUGAGGAGACGUAUUGUGAAAUAGUGAAAGGGUUUAUAGAGAGUAAAAGCGUCAAGAGUUUAGCUAGACUAAUAACCGAAGCUCAGAGGUUGGAGUCUGAGUCCAUUGACAUUGACGUAUCAGUUGGUUUUGGAGUCAUAAACGCUUGUGUUAAACUCGGAUUCUCUGAUAAAGCACAUAGUGUACUCGAGGAGAUGAUAGCUCAGGGAGAAGAAGGAACCGUGGGGCUUGGGGUCUACUUACCAAUCUUGAAAGCCUACAGCAAAGAGUACAAAACAGCUGAAGCUACUCAGCUGGUUACAGAGAUCAGCAGCUCCGGUCUACAGCUAGAGGUUGAGAUCUACAACGCUCUGAUAGAAGCGUCAAUGACCAACCAGGACUUCGUGUCUGCGUUCACGUUGUUUAGGGACAUGAGAGAGGCAAGAGCGGUGGAUUUGAAAGGGAGCUACUUAACAAUCAUGACGGGACUCCUCGAGAAUCAGAGACCAGAGUUGAUGGCAGCGUUUCUAGACGAAGUAGUGGAGGAUCCUCGCGUGGAAGUGAACUCUCAUGACUGGAACUCGAUCAUUCACGCCUUUUGUAAGUCGGGACGGUUGGAGGACGCGAGGAGGACGUUCAGGAGGAUGGUUUUCUUGCGUUACGAGCCUAAUAACCAGACCUACUUGUCGUUGAUCAAUGGAUACGUGAGUGGUGAGAAGUACUUCAAUGUCUUGCUCCUGUGGAACGAGGUCAAAGGGAAGGUGUCGUGUGUAGAUGCGGAGAAGAGGUCGAAGCUGGACCAUGGUUUGGUGGAUGCGUUCUUGUAUGCGUUGGUGAAAGGAGGGUUCUUCGAUGCGGCGAUGCAGGUGGUGGAGAAGUCUCAGGAGAUGAAGAUAUUUGUGGAUAAGUGGAGGUAUAAGCAGGCGUUUAUGGAGACUCAUAAGAAGCUUAGGUUGCCGAAGUUGAGGAAGAGGAACUACAAGAAGAUGGAAUCUCUUGUUGCCUUCAAGAACUGGGCUGGUCUCAGCACAUGAGAAAAGCCAGAGGUGUUGUCUGUUUAUGGUGUUCUGACACGUGGAGUUGCUAAUUUGGGGGGAGCAGGAGACUAGGAGAAGCAGCCAAGCCAUUGGAAACGAAGCAGAAGAGGGGACACAGUAGAAAAGGCUUUUCAAUCUAAAGAAGCAUAGAAAAGCUUAUGAUAUAGUAGGAGUUUUGAUCCAAGACGAACGAACAGAGAAGGGAGUGAUGAGAAGCCGGUUUUGGGAACUGACAGUGAGGGGUCAAACUGAGAGGAUGAACAUUGGAGACAGCAGUUACUCAGACGAAGCACCAAGCAGCACACAGUCAGCAGUUUCACAUCCAAUGUGUGUUUGUUUCUUUUCUUACUCACCGUACUAGUCUUUGAUUCCGGGAAACAGGAACUUAUGUUUUGAUUAUUCUUUUUUUUUUAGCUAAAGACACUUGACAAAAAAAAGCACUAAACAACUGGGGCCUUGUUUCUGACGUAAAACAAACGUCGUUAUGACGUAGAUACACAGAGGAAGACACGUCUACAUAAAAAAAACCCGUGACGAUCGUUAAAACGAUUUUCGGAAUCUAAUCAUUCAUGGAUCAAUUAAAAAGGGUAGGUCCCACACUUAGCCUGGCUGGUCAAACUAGAAGCAGCCAUGUGGAGACCCUCCUUAAAUAUAACAUCACAGACAAUUGACUUCUCCUGGGUCCUACUCCCUCUCUCUCUCUCUCUCUAAAGUCUGUAAUGACAACGACAAUUAAACCGAGAGAGACACGCCUGAAAGUGAAACGCUAUCUAUCUAUCUAUCUCCCAAAACUUCACAUUUUUAUUAUUUUAUUUAAAAUAUAUACAUUAUUAACAUCACCAUUUUUUAACAAUAUAUUUUUUUAACAUCACUGAUAAUUAGUAAAGUAGUGUGUUUUGAAAAAAAUUCCUAGUUAAAAAUAUAUAUAUAUUUUGAAAGCUAAGCUUUUUAGACUUUGUUUUAUCAUUCUUUGUUCUUCUUUUCCUCGAAGUUCAUAUACUCGUUUGACUGUUUCCAAUACGUCAACUAACUUUUUUCUUUUGUAUUGAUUAUUGAGCCAAUAAAUAUUUUUGUUUUCUUUUAAAAUUGUCGUUUUCUUUUAGAGUAAAGAAACUUUCAUCUUUUGCAACUUGAAUUUCGAGAGAGAGAGAGAGAAAGAGAUCAAAAAUCUACAAAAGACUUAAAACCUUUUUAUUUGAUUUUAUGUUUCUCAAAAAAAAAGGGUAAAUCGAAAAAUCAGGGCUUUGAUUA
Brassica napus (rape) is the source of this 3426-nucleotide messenger RNA. RefSeq names its product pentatricopeptide repeat-containing protein At1g69290-like. The transcript has 2 exons. The record is from RefSeq and is a predicted model, not a curated record. Gene Ontology annotation, molecular function: protein binding. Lineage: Eukaryota; Viridiplantae; Streptophyta; Magnoliopsida; Brassicales; Brassicaceae. Bases 196 to 2172 code for a protein of 658 amino acids.